Molecule: messenger RNA, 1390 nt
Organism: Maylandia zebra (zebra mbuna)
Lineage: Eukaryota; Metazoa; Chordata; Actinopteri; Cichliformes; Cichlidae
Gene: dbx1a
Product: developing brain homeobox 1a
Biological process (GO): regulation of transcription by RNA polymerase II; cell differentiation in spinal cord
Molecular function (GO): DNA binding; DNA-binding transcription factor activity, RNA polymerase II-specific
Source: RefSeq, a predicted model, not a curated record
GACUGAUUCUCUCCCAGCUGACACAAGGAGUAUUUGAAUUUUUCUUAAAGCCGGGACCAUGAUGAUCCCAAGCGUUAUUGCGCCUCCUGCCUUCUACCCCGGGCUGUACCGGCCCGCCGCGGCUCUCCCGCUCCACCAGACCCUGCCGUCGGCCUUCCAGACCCACUCCAGCUUCUUGGUGGAGGAUCUGCUGCGGAUAAGCCGUCCCGCCGCCUUUAUAAACCGGACUGUCCCGUCAGCGAGCGCCUCCGUGACAACAGCCACCACCACCGUGUCCACCGGCGGCGCGCUGGAGCGCACGGUAGCGGUGGGUACGGGGACGCGCGAAUCGUGCUCACCUAAAACAUCGGUGCCGAACAGCAAGGAUCCGAGUUUUCUCAAGUUUGGAGUGAACGCCAUCCUCGCACCCUCACCAAAGACUGCGUCCUUACCCCCUGCAGUCCACAGUCUGAACACCAAGACCUUCCCCGUCCCCUGCUUUGACGCAACCUUUCACCCCAUAUUCAGGGCGCCUUAUUUACCAGCAUCUUCAUCCGUUGUUCCAAUCCCGGGGACUUUUUCGUGGCCCUUGGCAGCCAGAGGAAAACCCCGGAGAGGGAUGCUGAGGAGGGCGGUGUUCUCCGACGUGCAGCGCAAAGCCUUGGAGAAAAUGUUUCAGAAACAGAAAUACAUCAGCAAGCCCGACAGGAAGAAGCUGGCAUCUAAACUUGGCCUAAAAGACUCGCAGGUAAAAAUUUGGUUUCAGAACCGACGGAUGAAAUGGAGAAAUUCCAAGGAACGAGAGCUGCUGUCUUCCGGUGGAUGCCGCGAGCAGACGCUGCCCACCAAAGCCAACCCGCACCCGGACCUCAGCGAUGUGGGCAAGAAGUCCUCAGCCGAAGAGGAAGAGGAGGAAGAAAAGGAGUUCGGAACAGAGAGAAUGAGGGCGGCAGGUUCCACCAUCUCCUCUCCCUCCCUCUCCAGUAAGCACUCGGAUUUCUCGGAGUCAGAUGAAGAGGAGAUAACAGUAUCUUAAUUUAUUUUGAAAAGCGAGUAUAGAGUUAUAACCCAUGAUCUGUUUUUAUGAGACUGUGACCAGAUUAGAAGGAAACUGCCGCUGUGACAAACCAUCAACGUCGCCGUUCAAACAAGUUGCACCCAUGUUUGUGGCUUCAUCAGUGCAUGCGCACUGGACAGGAUCUGCUACUGAGACACAGUUUGUUGUUUUGCACAGCUUUGUUGAAUUGUACAGUAUUUUGUACAAGUUCGUAUGGAAGUUUUAUGCCAAGAAUAUUGCGUUACUUUACAUUGACAUGAAUAGAGUUGUUUAUUGAAAAAUGUAGCUAUUUUGUUAAUUUAUACCAAUUUGUUUAAUAACUAUGUUGUAUUAUGUGCUGUAUAUAUGUUUAUU